CUCUCACUCCCCUUUAUAUUGACCUUACCUCCAUUACUCCUCCUCAUUUCAGUUUCUAGAUUUCUUCAUUGUCUGAAAAGUAAAUACUAAAUCAGUUUUGUUAAUUUCUCUCUUUAUUAAGAAAGAAAACCCAAACAAGGAAGAACAUCAUGGAAGGAGUUACAAUGGGUAUGAGCAAAGGGAUUAAAGGGUAUUGGAGAAAAUCAAGAAAAGGGUAUGAAAGACUAGAUGGAUCAGGUCUGAAAUCAAAGAAACGCCUUGAAUUGGUCACUCUAGGAUCAUCAUCAUCAACAACAACAACACCAACAUCAGACCAACAACCUCAGAAUGGGAACAAGAGAAGAAGAAGAUUUUGGGGCAUUAAGAUUACACCCAAGCUGAAAAUAUUCUUAAAGAGAAAUUCACCAAAGAAGAUACUGAAAAAACUGAGAGAUGCAUAUGUGAAUAUGAUGUUGGGUUUUGCAAAUUCCAGUGUGUUUAGUUCUGGGUUUUCUUAUGUGGGUAAUGGUGGGUAUGGUGAUUCGGGUUUUAUGAAACCUGUUAGGAAAGAGUACGAUGAGAAAGCUAUUGUUGAGUUCUAUAAAUCUUUGAUGGCUCAAGGCCAAUUGAUGCCUCGUGAUGCAGCUAAAAUUGUUGCUAAUGGUGGUGGUGCUGGUGGUGGCGGUGGUUUGGUUCUCUGUAAGAAUUAAUAAAUUUCUUAGUUUUGAUUUUGGUUUUUGAAGCAACUUAUUGAUAAAGAGAAUCACUACCUACCUAAGAUGUUGUAAAGCAAAAGCCAAAAAAAGGAAAGAGCACUUAGUUUGGUGCUCAAGUGCUCUGAUAAUUAUAAGUGGGAAUAAUGAGUGUAAUCCUAUUGGCUACUGCUAACUAUGAAAUGACUAGUUUUUCUAGGCCAUCUCUGCACCAUUUCAACACUGGGGCCUGGACAUUCAACAGUUUUUACCGGAUUUUGCAAGUUUGCAAAUUCCUUUGGACAAAACAAGAAGAUUGCCAAAAAUGGAGUCUUUGAAUUUUUCCAUUACUGUCGAAAAGAAUUUACUGAAAGACUGAACUUUUCAUUUUUUUCUUUUCAUUUUUUCGCUUUCACUUUUGAAUGGCACUAAAUUGCGUAACCAUUUGGACUUUGGGGGAUAAGAUCAUCAUCCCAUUUCUUUAAAUGAUUCGAUUGUACGAAAAUGAUUUGUUUCCUAAGCAAUCAGAAGUCUCUCGUGAAUGUUUUAAGUUGGUAUCUCAUCUGUAAUAACGUUAAGUUGUCUGUUUCAUUCAAAGUCAGCAAGUACUGCACAUGUAAUGUAGGUGAAGUUAUAGUAUAAUAAUA
Messenger RNA from Papaver somniferum (opium poppy), 1318 nucleotides. RefSeq lists its product as uncharacterized. The coding region runs from base 150 to 689 and encodes 179 amino acids. NCBI's taxonomy places the organism in Eukaryota, Viridiplantae, Streptophyta, Magnoliopsida, Ranunculales, Papaveraceae. The transcript has a single exon. The record is from RefSeq and is a predicted model, not a curated record.